Messenger RNA from Anopheles coustani, 432 nucleotides. Its product is annotated as germ cell nuclear acidic protein-like. Bases 1 to 432 code for a protein of 143 amino acids. NCBI's taxonomy places the organism in Eukaryota, Metazoa, Arthropoda, Insecta, Diptera, Culicidae. The transcript is spliced from 3 exons. The record is from RefSeq and is a predicted model, not a curated record.
AUGCUAAAUGAAGAUGCACCAGACGACGAUGUACCGAACGUCGAUUUUUCCGACGACGAUGUUCGGGACGGCGAUGUUCGGGAUGACGAUUUUCCCGACGACGAUGUUCGGGACGACGAUGCCCCGGACGAUGAUGUCACGGACGACGAUGUUCCGGAUGACGUUGUCCCGGAUGUCGAUGUCCCGGAUGUCGAUGUCCCGGAUGUCGAUGUCCCGGAUGUCGAUGUCCCGGAUGUCGACGUCCCAGACGACGAUGUCCCGGAUGUCGACGUCUUAGACGACGAUGUCCCGGAUGUCGACGUCCCAGACGACGAUGUCCCGGAUGUCGACGUCCCGGAUGUCGACGUCCCAGACGACGAUGUCCCGGACGACGACUUCACCAACAAGCCGAGUCAAAGGCAACAAAUUUUGUGUGCACUAAGAUCUAAAUAG